AUGUUCCGCUUUCAUAAGUCCCUCGAUGUAAUAACACUCUUCCACAAGCCUUCAGUACCCGCCUCCCUCCGAGUCCUCACCCUUCUCAAACAGAUCUCCGCCCAUGCCUCUGAGACUGCAACCGAAGACCAGGCUACAGACCACACGCAUCAGAACAAGCUUCAGCGUACGGAAUUUGAAUUGAACAUCACAGAGGACCCACCAACGGGAGAUCAGAUGAGGACGAUUCUAGAAUAUCUUGGGGGUUGGAAUGCAGGUCGGCUAGUCGAGGGGGCAAAGGAUUCGGGAGAUGUCAUCAGAAAGCUGGGAGAAAACCCCAAGACAUUCAAGCCGCCCGUGACUGUGGACUGGAAUAACGGUAACGUUGUCGUUGGAGAUGAUGAGUCCGAGAUCCUGAGAAUGAUUUCUCAGUUACCGAAAGAGACUGGUUCUGUGUAG
Letharia columbiana is the source of this 438-nucleotide messenger RNA. RefSeq lists its product as uncharacterized. The record is from RefSeq and is a predicted model, not a curated record. Gene Ontology annotation, molecular function: oxidoreductase activity. NCBI's taxonomy places the organism in Eukaryota, Fungi, Ascomycota, Lecanoromycetes, Lecanorales, Parmeliaceae. Gene Ontology annotation, cellular component: mitochondrion. The transcript is spliced from 4 exons. The coding region runs from base 1 to 438 and encodes 145 amino acids.